Messenger RNA from Neomonachus schauinslandi (Hawaiian monk seal), 1597 nucleotides. It is a transcript of the gene RNF126, whose product is annotated as ring finger protein 126. The transcript is spliced from 9 exons. The record is from RefSeq and is a predicted model, not a curated record. Gene Ontology annotation, molecular function: ubiquitin protein ligase activity. Lineage: Eukaryota; Metazoa; Chordata; Mammalia; Carnivora; Phocidae. Gene Ontology annotation, biological process: protein ubiquitination. Gene Ontology annotation, cellular component: cytoplasm. Bases 70 to 1011 code for a protein of 313 amino acids.
GGGAGCAGCAAACGGCCGGCGGCGGGCGCCGCACGGGGGGCGGGCGGCGCGGAGGAGGCGGCAGUGGCCAUGGCCGAGGCGUCGCCGCAGCCCGGACGGUACUUCUGCCACUGCUGCUCGGUCGAGAUCGUGCCGCGCCUGCCGGAUUACAUCUGCCCCAGAUGCGAGUCUGGUUUUAUUGAGGAGCUUCCAGAAGAGACCAGGAGUACAGAGAAUGGGUCCGCCCCCUCCACAGCCCCCACGGACCAGAGCAGGCCACCAUUCGAGACCGUGGACCAGCACCUGUUCACGCUGCCGCAGGGCUACGGCCAGUUUGCUUUCGGCAUCUUUGACGACAGCUUCGAGAUCCCCACGUUCCCCCCUGGGGCGCAGACCGAUGAGGGCAGGGACCCCGAGAGCCGGCGGGAGAGAGAGCAACACUCCCGGCACCGAUAUGGUGCCCGGCAGCCCCGCGCCCGCCUCACUGCACGGCGGGCCACCGGCCGGCACGAAGGCGUCCCCACGCUGGAAGGGAUCAUCCAGCAGCUGGUCAAUGGUAUCAUCACUCCUGCCAGCAUCCCCAGCCUGGGCCUGGGCCCCUGGGGUGUCCUGCACUCAAACCCGAUGGACUAUGCCUGGGGGGCCAACGGCCUGGAUGCCAUCAUCACGCAGCUCCUCAAUCAGUUUGAAAACACAGGCCCCCCGCCUGCAGACAAAGAGAAAAUCCAGGCCCUCCCCACCGUCCCCGUCACGGAGGAACACGUAGGCUCCGGGCUGGAGUGCCCCGUGUGCAAGGAUGACUACGGACUGGGGGAGCGCGUGCGGCAGCUGCCCUGCAGUCACCUCUUUCACGACGGCUGCAUCGUGCCCUGGCUGCAGCAGCACGACAGCUGCCCCGUGUGCCGGAAAAGCCUCACUGGUCAGAACACAGCCACCAACCCCCCGGGCCUGACCGGCGUGAGCUUCUCGUCCUCGUCGUCGUCGUCGUCCUCCAGCUCGCCCAGCAACGAAAACCCGGCCGGCAACUCCUGAGCCCCCCGCCCCCGCCUCGGGCCGGCCCCCAGCCUGAGCACAGGACCUCGCCCGCACCAGGCCCUGCGGGGAGGUGGGGGGGGCGCCGCGAGCUGGAGCCUGGAGGUGCCCCCACCCGCCUCGGCUCCCGCAUCGCCCCCCCCCCCACGGCGGGCAGAGAGACUCGGACGACCACCGCCUCCAGGCUGGAGCAAGCUCCGCCCUCCCCACGGUUGUCUGGCGCGGGGGCCUGGGCACACAGCGCCCCCGGGGCGUCCCCGGCUCCCCCACCCGUUUGUCUCUAACCUCACCCUCCACACAGUCAACGGCGGAAAGGUUUUUAUAAUUUUAAAUUAUUACUGCUUUGAAAUAAAUGGACGUUUUAGCUCACACGCGGCCCUGCAUGAUCUGUGGAAAGACCGGGUGGAGCCACUAGGCCGGGGUCUCCGCGACGCCUGGACAGGCCACCAGCCCCCAACCCAAGCGCAGGGGGCUCGGGACCACAGGAUGACCAGCAAAACAAGAACAAAACUGCUCCGACAGACGUUUUUUAAAGGAAAAAAUAUGUGUAUCUUGAAAGCUAUUUAAAAAUACACCUACUUAGAAA